This is a messenger RNA of Candida albicans SC5314, 801 nucleotides long. It is a transcript of the gene ISY1, whose product is annotated as Isy1p. Bases 1 to 801 code for a protein of 266 amino acids. Gene Ontology annotation, biological process: generation of catalytic spliceosome for second transesterification step; mRNA 3'-splice site recognition. The record is from RefSeq and is a predicted model, not a curated record. The transcript has a single exon. NCBI's taxonomy places the organism in Eukaryota, Fungi, Ascomycota, Pichiomycetes, Serinales, Debaryomycetaceae. Gene Ontology annotation, cellular component: Prp19 complex; catalytic step 2 spliceosome; post-mRNA release spliceosomal complex.
AUGUCACGAAAUAAAGAAAAGGCUCAAUCGAGUUUAAAUAGAUUUUAUCAAUCACAAUCAUCAGCACCAAUCAAUUAUCAUUAUCAUCAACGACCGAAAAACAUUCAUUCAAUCACUCAAUUAUCACAAGCAGAAGGUUGGCGACGAUCAAUAAUUGGAGAAAUUUCUAAACAAUUGACGGAAAUCAAUGAUUUUGAAAUAUCAGAUAUUAAAGUCCGAGAAUUGAAUGAUCAAUUGAAUGAAUUAUUUAAUGAGAAAAGACGAUGGGAAUAUCAUAUACGAGAUAAAUUACAUGGUAAUGAUUAUAUUCGACAUAAUGGUAAUACUAAGAAUGAUUUGAUAAAUACUGGUAUUAGAGUGAAUAAUCUGGAUAAAGGGAAAUAUUAUCGAUAUUUUGGUAGAGCUAAAGAUUUACCGGAAGUGAAGUUGAUGAUUGAAGAGAAUAAGAAAAAUAGGAAAAAUCAUAAACGUGAUGAUAUUGAUGACCUGGAUCAAAGCAAAAGACGAAGAAAAGUAGAUCAAUAUAAGAGUACGGACAAUCUGAUAGAUAUGAAUUAUUAUGGAUUUUAUGAUGAAGAAGAGGAUGAAUAUUUAGAUGAUAGUGAGGCUCAACUAGGCGAUCCUUUGGUGGUAUAUGAAGAGAAGAGAACUAAAGAAUUGAAUGAUGCAGAAAUACAACAACAGGAUACCGAAAACCUUGAACAAAUUCGAAUGAGUUUCAAUGAUAUACCUACAAAUGAAGUUGUGACUAAAUGGUUAGUAAACAAACGACGUGAACAAUUAUUAAGUAAAUUUCGUUAA